This is a messenger RNA of Oryzias melastigma (Indian medaka), 5845 nucleotides long. RefSeq names its product dpy-19 like C-mannosyltransferase 3 (gene dpy19l3). Gene Ontology annotation, cellular component: nuclear inner membrane. Bases 814 to 3012 code for a protein of 732 amino acids. The record is from RefSeq and is a predicted model, not a curated record. Gene Ontology annotation, molecular function: mannosyltransferase activity. The transcript is spliced from 19 exons. NCBI's taxonomy places the organism in Eukaryota, Metazoa, Chordata, Actinopteri, Beloniformes, Adrianichthyidae.
GAUUAAAGUUUCCAUUCUAUGAAUAAAAAAGGCAGAUUUAUGAAAUUCAAGUCAGAAUUUUGAGAUUAAAGUUAGAAUUCUCAGAUUAAAUAACUAAAUCUGAGAUUAAACUCAAAAUGCUGAGGUAAAAAUUAGAAUUCUAAAAUUAAAAUCUGAAUUCUUAGAAUAAAAUCAUAAUUUUGAGAUUAAAAUCAUAGCUCUGAGAUUAAAGUCAGAAUUCCAAAAAAAAAAAAUCAGAAUUCUGAAAUUCAAGUCAGAGUCCUGGAAUAAAAGUUAGAGUUCUUUUUAGCCUUUCAUUUCAUUUUUUUUAUAAGGACUUGAUUCUAAUAGAAGAGACUUGAAGCGUUUUCUUAAAAAAAAAAAAAGUCAAUAAAUAAAGAUUUUUCUUAGAUUGAAAUGACUCGCUGCCCUCGCGCUUUUAUUCUGAAGGCCACCUUCCGCUGGAGUUCCGGUUUGGCGCGUGAGUGCCGCAGAAGCGGAGCUGCAACUGGGAGCAUACGGAGAGAAAGGUGGAGGAGAAGCUAGAGAAAGAGGCAGAUUGAGGAGUUAGGAGACAGAGAGGAGAGAGGAGGAGGUGGAGGACAGCUGUGGAGCGUCCAGCCCGCCUGGAGAAUCCAACAACAACGCGAGCCGGAGGUCCUCGGCGAGCGGGCGCGUGCAUCCCAGCGCGUGCAUCCCUGCUAUCAGCGACGGAGGCAAAGGUUGCAGACACAGGAAAACAAACCGCGGCGUUCGCUCGGGCUGCAGCCGCGUGCAGGGCGGCGCGUGCGCACGGAUCCGUGUCAGACGGACAGCAGGCCGCCUCCCAACAACAUGACCACCCUGCGACACAGGAGGGCCAGCAGAGGGAAGGAGCCAGCUGCUGCUGAAGUGCAGCCGCAGCAGCACUCCAACUGUUGCACCCACCACCACCACCCGGACGGCAGCCUGCAGGGUGAUUGGUCGUGGGGUUCGAUAAUCUGGACGUCCGUUGGCUUGUCGGUUUCGGUUGGACUGGGUCUGCUGUGCUGCAUCUACGUGGCUACGCUGCACGAGAACGACCUGUGGUUCUCCAACAUCAAGGAAGUGGAGCGGGAAAUCUCCUUCCGGACCGAAUGUGGACUGUACUAUUCCUACUACAAGCAGAUGUUGCAGGCGCCGUCCGUCCAGGAGGGUCUGUUAGAAUUGAUCCACGACAACCUGACAGAAUCCAGGAGGACGAUCAACCUCCUGCAGCGGAUGAACAUCUACCAGGAGGUGUUCCUCAGCGUCCUCUACAGAUCGCUGCCCAUAAAGACUUACCUGGAGCCGGUGUAUUUCUACAUCUACACGGUCUUCUCGCUCCAGGCUGUGUACGUCAUCGCUCUGUACCUCACGGCGUGGCUCCUGUCUGGAUCCUGGCUGGCUGGGGCCCUCGCCGGAGUUUGGUACAUUCUCAACAGGGUGGACACCACCCGGGUGGAGUUCACCAUCUCCCUGCGGGAGAACUGGUCUUUGCCCUUCUUAGCUCUGCAGGUCGCUGCGAUCACUUGUUACCUCAGACCUCAGCUCACCUCCUUACAGCAGAAGGUGAUGGUCUGGCUGAUGUUCGUCACGACGUUCUGCUUCUGUCUGACCUGGCAGUUUAACCAGUUCAUCCUGCUGGUCCAGGCUCUCAUCAUCUACAGUCUGGACUGUGUGGACCUCCUGACCACGUCUCAGGUCACCACCCUCUACCUGGUUCAGGUGAGCGGCCUGCUGAGCGUCUGGCUUCUCCAGUUCUGUAACUCCAUGAUCCUGGGCUCUCUGGUCCUGAGCUUCAUCGUGGCGGCGCUCUUUGUCAGACAUUGCCAGGCUGAUCUGAAAGUAGGAGGUCUGCUGGUUCGUCUGAGCAAAAUUCUGCUCCACAGUGUUUUGGUUUUCCUUCUGACCUUCAUCAUCAACUACCUGACGAAGAAAGCGCUCCAGGUCAGAUCAGACGAACACAUCUUCAAAUUCAUCAAGUCAAAGUUUGCCUUCAGGCCGACAAGGGAUUUUGAUGCCAGUCUUUAUCUGUGCGAGGAGGCGUUUGGCCUGCUCCCCCUGGACACUCUGGAGCGCCUGGCCGACACCCUGCUGUUGUACCCCUACAUCCCCACACUGCUGCUGCUCAGUGGCACGCUGGCAAUAGCAGCUUUGAAGAACCUGAGCAGGUCCGAGGGAGGUUCUGAGGAGAAGGACGGAGCGGCGGAGGCUUUCCGUCCAGAUGUGGCCUAUAAUCUGUUGCACACGCUGCUCUACGGCCUCGUGGCUUUCAGCACCAUGAGAAUGAAGUACAUAUGGACGGGCCACAUGUGUGCGGUCGCAGCUCACGGCGUGUGCAGCGCCGAGCUCUGGACUCUGCUUCUGCGCGCCCUCCGCUGCAACUCCAGGAUCCUGCUGAGGAUUGUCCGGUACGCCGUCCCCCUGCUCGUGAUUGGUUUCCUGUAUUUCAAGUUCUGGCCCAAACUGAUGAAUGAGCUGUCGGAGCUCCGGGAGUUCUACGACCCGGACACGGUGGAGCUCAUGACCUGGAUUAGCACAAAGACCCCCAAGCAGGCGGUGUUUGCAGGGAGCAUGCAGCUUCUGGCCGGCAUCAAGCUGUGCACAGGCAGGGUCCUCACCAACCACCCGCAUUACGAAGACAAGGACCUCCGGGACCGAACCAGACAGGUGUACCAGGUGUACGCUCGGCGGUCUCCGGAGGACGUGCACGAGAUCCUGAGGGCGGCGGGGGCCGACUACGUGGUGCUGGAGAACAGCAUCUGCUACGAGCGGAGGCACAGGCGCGGCUGCAGGCUGCGGGACCUGCUCGACCUCGCCAACGGACACAUCAUGGACGGGCCCGGAGAGAACGACCCGGACCUCGCCCCCGCCCAGCACCCCCGUUUCUGUGAGGCCGUCCAAACAGACGGCGCCGCUUACGCCGCGCUGUUCACCAGAACCUUCCAGAACAAAACCUUCCACGUGUACCGGCUCAAGAAGAAGCGCCGGAAAACUCCCAGAAGUCUGUCGGAGUCCGCCGCGGCGCCGUAGCCCUUCUGCCCCACCCACUUUUAUAUGACUGUGAGCUCUGCUGUCGGAGGAGCCGGACCUUCGGGUGGGGGUGGGGUGGGGGAGGGGGGGGUCUGUGUCAACACAAAACUGAUCCAUCAGAUGUGGAGUGUAGAUGUUUGGGAUUACUUUUCAUUUUUAGUUACUGAGGUAAUAGAUUCCAUUCAUAUGUAGAUGUUUAGUUGGUGUUAAAAUGCAGGUAGAACCUUCAGGGAGAACUUUACAUUUCCACCUUAAGAGGCCACACGAGGCUCUGCGGGACAGAAAAUGUUCUCAACGGUUGAACUCAAGUCGUUUUCAAGAAAAAUGCCACAAAAGUGUGAAGUUCAGUCCAGUGUUUUAAACGCUACAUAACGGCUUUCAGAUUUCAGAGGGCUGACGGGUCACGGGAUCUGUGUCGAGGUCAAGGCGUGACAUCCUCUCCUCGGCGCGGCGGCGCUCUGCUCUGAUUGGAUUGAACUUCCUAUCAAACGCAGUUCUGCAGCGACUCAGAGGUCAGAGCGGCUCGCUGUGAAGUCUGUGUUUUAUCUUCACCGCCGGCGUGUCGCUCAGCGCCGACUCAGCUCCACCUUUGCUCUCCUCACAACGACGCUCAUGAAUGAUGGAAGGAGCUAGAACACAGUAGCGGCCCGACAACAACAGCUCUGAGUCUACGCUCAAAUAUCUCAAAGGGGACGGUCGCGUAUCCAACCCAGACUUUCUGUAAGAAAAGCAGAAGAUAAGCAGAGAAAAGACAAGUAACGACUCAUGAAAUCUGCUGACUUUAUAUGAGAACUGACACAAACAGGAAGUGAUUCUGAAUGAUCAUGACCAAUCACCUUCCUGACGUCGUCUGGCUCCAACAAAUUAAAACUGAAUUAGCUUCAUUGGUUGGAGCUGAAGAUAAACUAUUUUCAAGAGACAGCAGGCGCUGAGAACAGCUCUGACAUAUUUCCUGUGGCUCGCAUGACUCACGUCCGGUGAGCCUCCACCAAAUCUCGUGGGUCGUGACUCAAAUCUUGUGGGUCGCGAUUCAAAUCUUGUGGGUCGCGAUUCAAAUCUCGUGGGUCGCGAUUCAAAUCUCGUGGGUCGCGAUUCAGAUCUCGUGGGUCGCGAAUCAAAUGUCAUGGCUUGCAAUUCAAAUUUCGUGGGUCGCGACUCAAAUCUCGUGGGUUGCGAUUUAGAUCUUGUGGGUCGUGAUUUAGAUCUCGUGGGUCGUGAUGUAGAUCUCGUGGGUCGCGACAGGAGUUUCAAAGAAACACAAGAAAGUUGUUUUUCUCAUGAUUGUGCAGAAGAGACUUGAUUAGGAAGGAAAAGUUUUAUUCGGCAAAAGCAGAACUAUUCCGAGAUGUAGUGUCACUGGCAGAGUAACGUCUUUACACAUGAAAUUUAGUCAUAUUUAACAUUUUAAUUGAGAAGAUGACCGAGGAUCGCCAAUGACCGAAAUCACGACCCACGAGAUUUGGUUGCGAUCCACAAGAUUUGAGUCAGGUGAGCCACAGGAAAUAAGUUGAAACUGUUCGCAGCGCCUGUCCCUGCUGCUAUUUUCUAUGGAUGACAUCACACUCGCUCACUCCAGUUCUCAAAUACAGUCAAUGUUUAACCCUGGAGAUGUCACAGGCCGACACACUCUUUGACUGGUUGCAUAACGGAACUCUUCAAUUGUUACACAAUCAAUGUGAAUCAGCUGAUUCUAACAUGCAGUACUUUGCUAACGUGAGGUAACGGAUCAACGCCGCUUUUCUCUACGACAGUAUCACCUGAUUUAUGUAAAUAGCGUGAACACCUCAAUACUGUAAAGUGUUGCAUGUCAGCACAGAAUUGAUUUUUUUCUGCUGGAAUUCUGUUAAUUGCAUAAACGGUUGAAGAGUUACGGUAGUUGGAAGAACUUAAACGCUGGAGCUAAAGGAUAAAGACUCAUUAGCUGGAUAGAUCAGAGUGUGUAAAAUAUGUUCUCUGCAUUUGACCCGUCUCCUGGGGGAGCGGGGAGGUGCACGCCAAGGAAAUGUUUGGUAGUUUAACCCCCCAAUCCAAAGGUUUUUGGCUUUGGUAUGACUCAACUAUGGAUUUGAACCAGAAUUAGGCUGGACACUCCACCACUAGGCCACUCCAAUGAAGUUGUUGGAGAACCAUCGCUCCCUAUCAUCUCAGUGUCUUAAUAUCUCCUGGGGUGGAUGAGGACCUCCGGUCACUUCCUGCGUCCGUCUCUCCUCCUGAAACCCGCCGGUUGCUGAGCGACCUCAUUCUCAUGCACGGGAUGCAGCGGCGGCGGCGCCCGCUCCCCCCCCGUCCCGCUGCAUGUUUCAUUUAGGAGAUGUUUGAUUGCUUUAUUUGAGAACAAAGUGAUCCCAUUAUGUUUGCUUAAUAAGAGUGCACUAAUGUAAUCUUUUUUUUUAACGCUGGUAAUUUCCAUACAUAUUGGGAUUAGUAGUUCAUUAGGAGGCAGCCUGGCAGCCGGUGGGUUCCUUAAUGAAGAGCCGAUCAGGACGGAGAGCUCCAGCAGAAGGAGGAACCAGGAGAUGUUGCUAAAAUAAUCAGAUACUAAUCGGAGGGAAUUAAAAGGUGACGGAAACGGAGAUGGGCUUUUGUCCUCUGAUGGUGGGAUCUCGCCAUCGUGACAUUAGAUUUCUUCUAGCCUUUACUGAGGUUCUCUGAUACUGCCAAACAAAAGUCCUCGUUAGAAUGAAAAUGUAAACCACCAAACUCAAAAUUUAUGGAUCACUUGUAAUACAACUAUCAGAACUCACUAGUAUCUUUAUAGUUCAGAGUAUGUCCUUCAGAAAAAUAUCUUUAUUUUUGUUCAGCUUGUACUAAUAAAUACACUGAAAACUUUAAA